AUGACUUCACGGCCACCCAUAACAGACCAGACGCGCUCAUGGUUUGAGCCCAUUGCUGUUGAAAAAGAUACUAAUGUCGAUAUUGUCGCCGUCCCGCCUAUCGGUGCCCAUCAUAGAAAGACAUGGAUAGCGCAUGGCGCGAAAUCCUCUUGGCUUGAACUUGAACUGCUAAAGCAGAUCCCUCGAGCACGAGUCCUGCUGUAUAACUAUGGAGAUCUGCGUGAUGAUAAAAUCGACACCUUGGGUGAGCGACUCUUGAAUCAACUACGUACCGAGCGGAAAAAUGAGGUCUGCUAUACUCUUCCCUUUCCACACCCUAAAAUAAAUUUCUCACCAUUUCAUCAGCCAACUCGACGUCCCAUCUUCCUCAUCUGUCACAGCACUGGGGGUCUCGUUGUUAAAGCAGCUCUAGCGCUGGCAUCACGGGAGCCGAGCCAGUCCAUCUUAACCAGCUGUCAUGGUAUCGCCUUCUUUGCCACUCCCCACCAAGGUUCGACCUAUCUCUCCGCCGAUGAGUAUGCUGCUAGUAUUCGCCAUCUCUUGCAUCUGCAGCAUGACACACCGGCAGCGCUCAGGAAGCAGUUGCGUCCCCGCCAAGAGCGCCUGUGGCAUCUAUCAAACCAGUUCAAGACUCUUUCAGCCGAUAUGAAGGUCUGGUCUUUUCUCGAAACUGUGGACUCAACUAUGCGUGUGAUUGACGCUGAGACCAAUAAAAUGUUGGAGUUUCAUGUUCCCAUUACUUCGAUUCGGUCGGGUUUGUUGGAUAUUGAGAAUGAAAAAGAACUGCCCAUGGCAACCGACCAUACGGGGACGGCAACUUUCCAUGGUCAGGAGUCAACACGAGAUCGAUUUCUAAAUGAGUUGGGUGAUGCCGUUGAGACUGCUGUGGAAAUAUCAAAGCGCGAGGAUACGCCGCUGGGCGUAGAGCAGCAAGUCAUGGUUCAAAUCAACGGCUUCUUUGAGGAUACGGCACUGGGCGUCAGUGAUGAAAGUCCCCUCAAGCUAUGGUCGACCAAGGUGUCGUUAGAAGAUUACCUCUCCCGGGGUCCGUCGGCUUGCCUUCGGGAGAGACUAGGUCGAGUUCAGCCCAGUGGCUUGGACGACUCGUCAAUCAGCAGUUAUGAUAGUCCUCGCUCAUCUUACAUUGCUUCUGGCUCUGAUCCACAUGACCAUCAUCACAACCAUCAUCACAACCAUCAUCACAACCAUCAUCACGGCCAUCAUGACGUGACACCAAGGCCCCUGCGACCGCCUCUACCAUACAGACGAAGCUUUGAUGAUCCAUCCGGUCCAUCUCCACAGAUCCACAUCACCAAAGCAGAUAUGGAGGACUACUCGAAUGACAUACCGAGUGAAACUCCACCUCCGCCACAGGAGCCGAAACGAAAGAGCUCCCUUAGUAAGGCACUGGGAUUCUUUCCAUUGACGCGAUCUCAUCGUCGGAGCACUUCUGACAGCAGUUCCCAGGGGAGCAUUGAACGGCCACCUUCGAGCGCUUCUACAUCGCAACCUGUGCAAUCGCCUUUCCUGGCGAUACCGAAAUCCACUCGCGAUCGUAUCAGCCAGAAUGCCGACGUCGCGGAUAUACCUCGAGCAGUUCCACGUUUCGAUCGACCUGAAGCCGAUACAGAGAAAUUGAUGUGGAUUCAUGUACCAUAUACGCAUACCGGCUGGGUAUCCCAGGUUAUCCGCCGAGCAUGUCAAGAUAGUCAAGAGCCUAAUUUUGUUCGAAAAUUCAUCAAUGACGAAAAUUGGUAUCACCGGCUCAAUAGAGCUCGUCAUCUCGAGCCUCACGCACGUUUCGUCAAGCCCGCGUGUAUUCACUCAAGACAAAUGGAUGUUUCACAAACUCCUUCUGCACAAAGCCCUUCUGAUUCUACCGAGGACCCUCAACUCGCUCUAUACUCUCCCUACCUUCACUGGGAUACAUACCGUAACCUAAUUCAACGGCGCAAAGUAGUCGAAGACCGCCUCAACCAAGGCCGAUCCAGACCCGUCCCUGGCCGAAUCUCAAAAGCAAGCCUGGAAGCCCAGCUCAUCUGGACCUACCUCGGCUGUGAGCCUCCGGUACACUUCCGCCGCACACUCGAUCAAUACGGGUAUCCCAAUCUGCGCUCGACCAUCGCUCGCGACGAUGACCAGAUGCUCUGGAAACGAACUCGCAGACCGGCGCGCAUUGAUGAUCAGCUAAAAGAGUAUCUACAUUCUGCACAGGAUGAUCCCGAUAACGAGGAGACCGGCGAGUUUAUGGAUGGGAAUGUCCUGAUGGUUGAUCAGCUCUGGCUCUGGAUUGUUGAUCAGAAGACUGUUGUUACUUUCUUUCCAAAUCAGGAAGCUAAUACCUCCGAGGGAAAACUUUUUGAACAGUCUAACUUGCAUAGCAGCAUUUACAAUGAGUUGAAUGGGGAUCUCUCGCGUCGCUUUGAGACGGCUGGUGACUUGGCUGCUCUCAUUAUGCUGCAUUCUGUCACCGUCCUCCUCGACAAGACUCUGCAUCAUGAUCUGCAGGUAUUGCGGAUAUUUGAGGAGUCAAUUAGCAUAUUGACCGAAUCUGUCACCAAAUCUUUCAAGCGCUUUAGAAACAGAGGCUUCACCAACCGCCCAGUGGAUCAUGAUCGCACUUCAGAUGGCAAGAUAAUGACAGCUGCCCAGCAGGAAUAUAAAGAAUUCCAGGUUGCUCGUCGAAACCGAGAAGAUCUCUCCGUUCUACUCGAACUGCGCGAUAUCGAGGAUGAGCUAUCCACCAUCUUAAAGCUGCUCGAUCAACAAGACACCGUUAUCAAAAGUAUGGUCAAAUAUUUUGACAGCAGGGGUGGAUACGGGAAAGAAUUCCUCAAUACAGCACAAGAGCGGAUUGACGGAUAUCGUGCACAAAUCAACGAGAUGAAAGAAAGCAGCCAUCUAGCGCAGAAAGCCGUGGAAACCCUUCUAGAUCUGAAGCAGAAACAGGCGAAUGUCGACGAAGCAAAAAUGACUCGAUGGCAGGCUGAAGUCGCUCAAACACAAUCUCGAGCAGUAAUGGUCUUUACCAUAUUCAGCGUUGUUUUCCUCCCUCUAUCCUUCUUCACCUCCCUCUUCGGAAUCAACGCCCGAGAAUGGAGCGGCGAACAGACAAACCCAACCCUAGGCGAAAUGUUCGAGAUAGCCGGCCCGGCAUCCUUCGGAAUAAUCUUCCUCUCCCUCUUCAUAGCCUUCAGCGACUCGCUACGCGAUAUCGUAUCAAAAGCGCACAAGAUCAGCAUGGGCCUACUGAAAGAAUUCAUCUUGCACCCUAUUCAAUCAUUCGUGGUGGAUUCCACUACGGGUAAAAUACCUGUUCAUGUCGUACCUGAGGACUCUAGGCUUAGGAAACGAUUUGACGAGUACCUCGGUUAUGGGAGGAGGAAUAUGCAGCGUGAUGAUGAUAUUUGGCAGCGGUGGCAGGGGGAUCGGAUUUCUAAGGGGAAGGGGGUUAAGAAGGAGAAGUAUAGAGUGAAUGCUGGAUUGGAUCAGAGAAUUCGUGGAGAGGUCUAG
Molecule: messenger RNA, 3513 nt
Organism: Penicillium concentricum
Lineage: Eukaryota; Fungi; Ascomycota; Eurotiomycetes; Eurotiales; Aspergillaceae
Exons: 10
Coding region: 1-3513 (1170 amino acids)
Biological process (GO): metal ion transport; transmembrane transport
Cellular component (GO): membrane
Molecular function (GO): metal ion transmembrane transporter activity
Source: RefSeq, a predicted model, not a curated record